AUGGCUCUGCUGUGGCUGCUGGGCUGCCUGGCGCUGGCGGGCUCUGCCCGCGCYGCCGACUCCCUGCCCAAGGCGGCCUGCGGCGUGCCCGCCAUCGCGCCCGUCAUCCGCGGCUACAGCCGCAUCGUCAACGGGGAGCCGGCGGUGCCCGGCUCGUGGCCCUGGCAGGUCUCCCUGCAGCACAGCGACGGCUUCCACUUCUGCGGCGGGUCGCUCAUCAGCGAGAACUGGGUGGUCACCGCUGCCCACUGCAGCGUCAAGACCACCGACAAAGUGGUGCUGGGCGAGUACGACCAGGCGUCGCCCUCUGAGGACGUGCAGGUCAUGACCAUCGAGAAGGUCUUCAAGAACCCUAAGUUCAACAUGCUGACGRUCCGCAACGACAUCACGCUGCUCAAACUGGCGUCGCCGGCGCGCCUCUCCAGCCGCGUGUCGCCCGUGUGCCUGCCCGAGGCCUCCGACGACUUCCCCGGCGGCCUCACGUGCGUCACCACGGGCUGGGGCCUCACGGACCCCAAGGCCACGCAGACGCCGGCCGUGCUGCAGCAGGCGGCCCUGCCGCUGCUCACCAACGCGCAGUGCAAGCAGUACUGGGGCUUCCGCAUCAGCGACGUGAUGGUGUGCGCGGGCGGCGACGGCGCCUCCUCCUGCAUGGGCGACUCCGGCGGCCCGCUGGUCUGCCAGAAGGACGGCGCCUGGACCCUGGUGGGCAUCGUGUCGUGGGGCAGCAGCAACUGCUCGCCCUCCGUGCCCGCCGUCUACGCCCGCGUCACCGAGCUGCGCUCCUGGAUCGACUCCAUCCUGGCGGCCAACUGAGGCCGGCCAUGAACAAUAAACGC
Messenger RNA from Nothoprocta perdicaria, 839 nucleotides. Its product is annotated as chymotrypsinogen 2-like. The record is from RefSeq and is a predicted model, not a curated record. Bases 1 to 816 code for a protein of 271 amino acids. NCBI's taxonomy places the organism in Eukaryota, Metazoa, Chordata, Aves, Tinamiformes, Tinamidae. Gene Ontology annotation, molecular function: serine-type endopeptidase activity. Gene Ontology annotation, biological process: proteolysis. The transcript has 7 exons.